ACAUUUAUAACAUUGUGCCACCGCGCAUGCCCCGCGUUCUUGGUUUCUUCAUUUAUUUGCACAUUUUGUUGAGUCUUGUCUCGCAUAUGUUGACUGUGUGUCUUUGAGAUUUAAGGGCUGUGUCUAAAUGUCAAGGAGAGCUAGUAGAAGUUCCCUGGGUGGGGACAAUGGAGAGUUCUACCUGGAGUGUAAAGCUGCAUACCUGUCAAUAUACGACAACAUCAAGGAUGAGAUUGACUCAUUGGAAGACCUAAUCCAAGUUUUACAACAGGCAGGUAGAAAUCCAAACAGGAAAACAUUAUCAAAGUACUGGAAAUAUGACACAGACCACUUAACAUUUGAUGAUUUUGUGGACAUCUGUAAGCGAGAGAAAGUCACCACUGCUGAUGAUCUGAUGAAGGCAUUCAGGAAAAUUGACAUUAAUGGAGAUGGUUAUAUUUCCUUGGAUGAGCUCUACAAAAUUAUGACCACAAAAGGAGAAAAAAUGAGCCGUGCAGAGGUAAAGAAAAUGAUCGAUGAAGUGGAUGAAAACAAGGAUGGACGUCUGGAUUAUGGAGAGUUUUGUAAGAUGAUCAUGGAGACCACAGAGGAAUGUAAGAAAGCGUCACGGAAGAUCAUGGAGAGGAAAGAACAAAGGAGACGAAAGGAAGAACUGACCAAAACAAGUGAUUCUAGAUCAGGAUCACAGGUUUCUGUGAAAUCUGCAGCGUCUGUGAGAAGUCACAGUGAAAGACCAAUGUCUGCAUCAUCCAGAUCAAAUAAAGAAGAGAUGUCCAUAGGUCUAGAAACAUCAGGUCUACGUAAAGAAGACAGUUCUAUCAAUCAGGACAAAAUGGGGUCAAAAGUUUCAUUGAAGUCCAAGGACAAUGACCAUACAUCUACUAGGAGUUUGGGAUCUAGAGUAUCAUUAAAAUCCAACAAAGAAGAAGAUGAGUCUAAAUCCCAGGGAUCUCCAGGAUCUGUUAAGGAAAAUGAAGAUACCCCAAAUGAGGUAAAAAUGGGAUCUAGGGCAUCACUUCAAGAAGAACCAGCAUUACCAGCACAUAUUAUGAAAUCAAGAACAUCAGUGAAAGUUGAAGAAGAGGAGAAAACAACAGAGGCAAUAAAGGGUGAAGACAACUCUAACAAGAAAAAUAAAGCAGGGUCGAAGGUGUCUUUGAAAUCAGACACUAAGACAGACACUUUUGGCUCUAAGGUGUCAUUACGAUCCAAAGGAAAUGACAUCAGCUCUGCUGAGAUAAUGGGAUCUACAGCUUCACUGAAAAUUAAAGAGGAAAAACUUGAAGCCAUGGGAUCAAAGGUGUCAGUGAGGUCACGGCAUGAUUCUAAAGCAGACGUAAGUGGAUCCAAACUUUCUUUGAAGUUGAAAGAUGGAGAUGAUGUCAAACAGGAGAAUAUGGGAUCCAAAGUGUCUCUCAAGUCUCAAAGGGAAUUGAAUAUGGGAUCCAAGGCUUCUUUGAAGUCAAAAGGAGAAUCUAACAUGGGAUCUAAAAUUUCUUUGAAAUCAAAAGGCGAUUCCAAUACAAUAGCUGAAACAGCAACCAGUGAAGAUCUGGCAAAUGACUUGGAUGAGGAAAUGCCUAAAGCAGUCAGGCCAACUCCCCGUGCUAGGAAGGACAGUAAAAUUGCUAGGCAGAUCAAUGAAGGGAGUAUGUUUGGUUCCUUUGCCUCCAUGAAGUCAGGUGCAUCUUUAGCAGGGUCUAGGAAAUCUUUGCUCAGUGUUGAUGACCUUCCAAAACCUUCCCCUCGGAACCGGAAAUCUAAGGGUCAGGCUGCAGCAACUUUACCCAAACUUACUGAACCCAAGAAUCUUAAGGAAUGGACGAACACAUCUAGUAAAGGAAUGUUCUUCAUUGAUGAAGACACUGGGAACCUUCUCUGCCAUCAAUAUGAUCUCAAGCUCACUGAGGAUACUUCUGUAUGGAUCACAAUUCAACCACUCAGAUUUCGUUGUCAGGCUACUAUGGACCAGAUCAUAGACACAGGUUUGUUUGUCGUGAAGGAAAAGCCAGACGAUGAUGGCAAUGUCUUGGUGACAUUUACGCAGCACCGGGAUUCCAAGGGGAAAUAUGGAGUGAAAUGUGCUUUGGAUAGAGGAAACUACCACAUCAUUCCGUUCACGACUGGAUCUCGUCUUAAGAAACGUGAGAGUGAAUCCUCCAAUCCUGUGAAGUUACUUCAACACAAAGAUGGAAAGCAUACUCUAUCUAAAACCUUCAAGAGAGUGUUACAGGACAUCUUUGAAAUGUCCGACUUGGAUGGAAAUGGAACAAUGAGCCGAGAGGAGUUUAACUGGUACAACAUCAGGACCAGUGACGAAGAGGUCGGGGAUGAUGAGUGGGCGGUGGUGGAGGAGCGACUUGAACGGUCAAAUGGAGAAAUUACAGAGAAUGGUUUCCUUCAGCUGAAUGACUUGGAAGCUGAGGACUCUAAUGGUGAUGAAGAUGACAUGUGGGUAACAUUAGAGAGUCUGGGGUUCAAUAAGGAGCUGGUUAUGGAUGAGGCCUGUCCAUUCUUGAUAAAUGUUUACACAGAAGACUGUGAUGAUACUGAAUUUAAAGUGAAUGCUAUAGAAGCCAUGAUGGACAAACUCCAACGUCCUCUGUGUCAGUCAGUGAUGGAAAAGGGUGAAGCUAUCAAGGUGAAGGGGAUGAAGGAUUUGACAAUGUACACAUACAUGGGAGACACCAGGGCCACCAUAGUACUGGACAAUAAGUCUUACAGCACUGUUCGUGUUAAGCUGGACUGUUCUGCCAGCCAAAACUGUCUCACAAACAUGCCCUCAGAGGAGGAAACUUUCUCUGUCAAGUCACAGUCUCAGAUUAUUGCUUACCACUUCACACCAGACAAUGAAGAUGAGGAAUGGAAUACCAAAAAGAGGAAAAUCAUUGAAAAGACAUUAAAUGGAAAAGUAAAAGAAUUUAUACACAACAGUAUUCCAGAGAACUAUAAGCAAAGGAUAACGGGACCAAUUAACGACUGGAAACUGUUUUAUAGACAACAGAGUGCUUUCAAUUAUGCCAGAGAGCAGUCAGAGGAGCUGCACGUGUUUGCCUUUGAAAGUUCCAGCCUGGGACAGGGUGGAGGAAAGCGGAUGUACCUUGUCUCCAGCUAUGAAGUAUUUUGGCAUUACUAUAGCCAGCUGCCAUGUGAGAAGAAGCUACAUUAUGAGAUAAUUCCAGAGGGUGCUGUAUGUAAGCUGUACUUCGAUCUGGAAUUCUCCAUUCCUGACAAUCCAAACAAAGUAGGAACAGAAAUGGUGGACACAUUUGUCCAGUAUGUAUGUUUAUGGCUUGACUUUGAGUUUAAUGUGAAGUGCACAAGGAAAGAUGUUCUAGAUUUGGAUGCAAGCACUGAUAAAAAGUUCAGCAGGCACCUAAUCUUCCUUCCUCCAGAUACAGCUUUCCAAGACAACAUCAGAGUUGGAAAUUUUGUGAAGUACAUAAUGAAAGCACUACAUGAAUAUUGUGAAAAUGGAAUGAAAGAUAGCUCUCUUGAUGACAACAAAAGUGUUGUGGCUUCAUUUUGUGAGGAUGACAUGAAUGGAAAGGAAAAAGAAAUUGGAGAAUUGCCAAGUAUCACUGGAGAGCAACCACCUGAAAGCCAAAAUAAAAUAAUCGGGAUCAAAAUGACCAACAGAAAGGAGAUUGCCAAUGAAACUGUGCACGUUGAAAAGAGUAGACACUGUGAAACACCCGACAAAAAGGUAGAGAAACAACAGACAUCGGACAACAUAUUUACUUAUUUCACAGAAGAGCAACUGUCAUCUUUAUUUGUGAAAAACAAGAAUGGAGAAAGAACAGCAUUUUGUGAUUUGGGUGUGUACACAAAAAACAGAAAUUUUCGCCUUUAUCAAUCCUCUAAGUAUGGCAAGAACAAUCCCCUUGUUGUGGCUUCAGAUAAUGAAUUUGUUCCAACCACAUGUACACCAUAUAGUGAAAAGUCAGUCUUCAUGCAGUCACUGAUAUCUAAUGUGAAAUUUUCAUCAAGAAUGAGGAUUUUAAAGUUUGAUAGUAUGCAGAAGGAUGGCCCGAGAUUGGUGAACAAGAACACGACCAGCAUGGCUAGUUUAGAAGGAUACAAGACUUCUCCUUAUCCUGAAGUAGACACUUUCCUUGUGAAACAUGUACAGGAAAUAGAACCUCGUGGAGGGAUCCGCCAAUGGACAUACUUCAGUCAGGGAGAACUCCUCGUUUACGAAAUGGCCAAUUACAGAUUCUGUCAUAACAUACAAAGGAGCCACCGCAGUAACAACAUCAUGUUUAUUGUGGACCUGAAGAAGAAAAUUUAUUAUCAAAAAUGCCAUGACCCUGUUUGCAGAUCACAAAAUUUCAAAUCCUUGGAUUUCCCAUUACCCCAGUCUGUAUUUCCCUCUUACUUGUGGGAAGACGAUCCCAUGUUUGAUGGAGAAGAUGAUGAUUUAUGCAGUGCUGCUGAUGAAGCAGAGAGGACAAAGCCUGGCUGAAAUAUCCUAUAUGCCAUAGAUAUAUUUUACAUGAUUUAAAGACUAUGGGGGAUAAUUUGGCUGCAAAGGAUGAAAUUCUUGUCAGCCCUGGUCCAGAUAAUGACAGUUCAUCUGCCAGGACACGGCCAUGCAGUGUGCUAAGUACGAACACAGGACAAGUUUCAUUUAAAUAACUUGGAACAUUCUGUGUAUAUGUCUUGUGUGUGCAUCGUUUUUGAAUAGUUUUAUCAAUAAUAAGGCUUCAUUUUAAUCAUAUUAGAAUUAUUAUUUUUAUAUGAAUUUGAUGAGGUAUUUUUACAUUAUUGUAAUGUUACACAAGAACUGCAAGUACAUGUAUAAGAUGAUUGAAAUUCAAUUCAUCACCAAAUUUGUUAUAAUGCCAUAAAAUUCAACUGGUGGUGGUUUAUCAAGAGUUGACUAUACAUAUACACCUGUAGAAACCCAACUUCUUGAGUUUAAAUGGGAGUUGUAUAUUUUGUUAAUAUCCUAUAUAUUUAUCCUCAAUAGACCAUGUGAUCAUACAUAUCCUUCAAUAAAAGUAAUCAAAAUUUUA
Ostrea edulis (European flat oyster) is the source of this 5018-nucleotide messenger RNA. RefSeq lists its product as uncharacterized. The transcript has 35 exons. The record is from RefSeq and is a predicted model, not a curated record. Gene Ontology annotation, molecular function: calcium ion binding. The coding region runs from base 128 to 4465 and encodes 1445 amino acids. Lineage: Eukaryota; Metazoa; Mollusca; Bivalvia; Ostreida; Ostreidae.